AUGCCUUCCUUCGCUUCCACCCUCCUAUUCUCUCUGGCGGCCUCGCUCGCCGCCUCGCUCGCCGCCGCCUCUCCCGUCGCCGUGGCCGGCCCACUAACGACGCCAGGCCCGGACCCGGCGUUCGCUGUGGCCGCGAAACGCGCUUCGUCCUGUACCUUCUCCGGCUCCGCCGGCGCUGCUUCGGCCAGCAAAUCGCAAGCUUCGUGUGCGACCAUCGUGCUCAGCAAUAUCGCCGUGCCGUCGGGCACCACCCUGGAUCUUUCGAAUCUGGAAGACGACACUACCGUCAUCUUCGAAGGCGAGACCACCUGGGGCUACGCCGAGUGGGAGGGCCCGCUCCUCCAGAUCAAGGGCAAGAGCAUCACGGUCAAGGGGGGAUCGGGCCACGUGCUCAACGGCGGCGGCGCGCAGUGGUGGGACGGCGAGGGCAGCAACGGCGGCAAGACCAAGCCCAAGAUGUUCUACGCCCACGACCUGACGGGCAGUUCGACCAUCUCGAGCAUCAACAUCAAGAACACGCCGGUGCAGGCGGUGUCCAUCAACGGGUGCGACGGCCUGACAAUAACUGACAUGACCAUCGACAACUCGGACGGCGACGUCACCGACGGCGGCCACAACACGGACGGCUUCGAUAUUGGCGAGAGCUCCGACGUUACCAUUACCGGCGCCACCGUGUACAACCAGGAUGACUGCGUGGCUAUCAACUCGGGAACGAACAUCAAGUUCACCGGAGGCUACUGCUCGGGUGGUCACGGCCUCUCGAUCGGGUCGGUCGGCGGCCGCGACGACAACAUCGUCGACACGGUCACCUUCUCCGACACGACCGUCAAGGACUCUGCCAACGGCGUGCGCGUGAAGGCCACGGCGGGCGACACGGGCACCAUCAAGGGCGUCACCUACUCGGGCAUCACGCUGAGCGGGAUCACCAGCUACGGCAUCCUCAUCGAGCAGAACUACGACGGCGGCGACCUGCACGGCAACCCGGGCACCGGGAUCCCGAUCACGGACCUGGUCAUCGAGAACGUCACUGGCAGCGUCGACAGCGACGGCACCAACAUCGCCAUCGUGUGUGGGGACGGCUCCUGCUCCGACUGGACUUGGUCCGGUGUCGAUGUUAGCGGUGGCGACACGUACGACGCAUGCGAAAAUGUGCCUUCGGUUGCUAGCUGCACGUAG
Molecule: messenger RNA, 1176 nt
Organism: Anthostomella pinea
Lineage: Eukaryota; Fungi; Ascomycota; Sordariomycetes; Xylariales; Xylariaceae
Source: the annotation of a GenBank genome assembly